ACAAGGUUUUGAUUGGAUCUAGAUUUGAUCCAUUUUUGACGUCUCUGAUUAAUUCAAAUAUUUUUGAUUUCACAAGUAUAUUUCUCAGACUUUGAAUUCAUCGAAAGACGAAUGUUAUUUGAAUUGAAUUCUUUUAAUUUAAAUCUCAUCUAAUUAUGCUGUACUAUCAGUAUCUCAUGGCUUCAUAUCAUUAAUUUAAAUUUUUUGUUUGUGUCGCAUGUAUUAUUUAAGCUACCUCCAAUUAUUAGCAACCGAUUAGUAUAGAUAUUGUCGGUCGCUGCAUGUAGUUAAUUCAAACUUUACAAAAAUAUAAUGUGAAAUUGAUAACAUUUAUGCAAUUAACACAUCCAAAUGCCUAAAUGGUUCCCAGUACAAAGGUUUUUGCAACUGAAGCUUACUGUCUGGAUACCACUAUGCCUUAUUACAAUCAUACAAUUCUUUGCUGCAUAUGGACAUUACAAAUAUGAGCAUUUACCUGAAGAGAGUUUGAACAAAUAUUUGUACAAACAUGUGAACCCUAAAUUGGUAAUGAAAAAAUCUAAACCAGAUUGUAAAUAUGAGGACACACUGCAUAGUACAAAAUCAGUACAUACAUGGGAUGUGACCAAUCAAAAGUUAAACUUUAUACCUAAAGGGAUAGCCAAUGGUAGCUAUACUCCUGAAGAUUGUAACCCUGCGUUCAGUGUUGCUAUACUAGUGACAUACAGAAACAGACAGAGCCAGUUGGAUGUAUUUAUUCCAUACAUGCACAAUUUUUUAAGGAAACAAAAUAUACAUUAUAAAAUAUAUGUAAUUGAACAGCAAGAUGAUAAGCCGUGGAACAAAGGGUUGCUGUACAAUAUUGGUGCGAAGCAAGCGAUUGCAGAAAACUUCCCUUGUCUUAUUUUACAUGACGUAGACUUGCUACCCUUGGAUGAAAACAACCUUUACGCAUGUCUGCACCAGCCUAGACAUAUGAGUGCAAGUAUAGACAAGUUUAGAUUUGUCUUGAUAUACGAAACAUUAGUGGGAGGUGUCUUGGCUAUUACAUCAGAUCAGUAUAAACAGUUGAAUGGUUUUUCCAAUCGCUUUAAAGGCUGGGGAGGUGAAGAUGAUGAUUUUGCUGGGAGGAUGAGUGCAAAUCAAUUUGUCAUUUUGAGGUUCCCACAACACAUGUCGCGGUACACCAUGCUGCUCCACAAGCAAGAAGCCAAGAACACUGCCCGCUACGAUAUUAUGACCCAAAACGAGAAGCACGGCGCAAAGGAUGGCCUCAACUCCGUGCAUUUCGAUUCCAUCAGCGUUAAGCCGCAGAGGCUAUACACUUUGAUAGCGGUGAGGGUGUGAUACUGGCAGGUAGCUUAGAGUGGCAAGUCGAUUUUACACAAUUUGCUCAAUUUGUUAUAAUCUGCAUAAACUGAGGUAUUACUCUUAUAUAUUUACCAAUGAUUUGGUCUUCAAGGCUUCAGCAUCUUCAAAAACAAAAACCAAAGUUAUCAGUAUGAGAUGACAUGAGGCCUACAUUAUUUCACGGCUACAUCUCUCUGUGACAUGCAAGAUGUUUAAACUUAACUGUAACUCGACAUGCUAUACUACAUAGUGACGUGCACAGGGUACAUGGAAAAAUUUGGGCAGGCAGUGCUUUUAUGAAGUGCGAUUAGUUAUCAUUCACAGAAGUUGAUAAGGUAGCAGGUUUAUCAGUUUUAUAUAAAAUUAACUCAGCUCAUUUCAAAUCCAUGUGAUUUGAAUUGAGCUAAGUUAAUUUUAUUGUACUGAAUGUCAAUGCUUAGUCAGCUAACACCUAAUAGCACAACAAACUAAUAAUGUAAUAUACUGAUCUUGGGAGGUAAAUAAUAACCAACAAAGUCAAAGUCAAAAAUAUCUUUAUCAUCUUUGUUAUCACCAUCUCACAUUAUCAUUUAAAAUUAUUAGAAGAGCAACCUGGUUAAAGCACCCAAGCUUUUUUAUCGAUUACGUAGCCCUUUACACCAUACUUUUCUGUAAGCUUACGUUUAAUACAAACUGAUCUUUUUAAGAGAUAUCUCUAUUAGCUAAACGUGAGUUGGACAUGCACACGAAAGGGUUUUAUAUUAAAGCCUAAUGUGAAACAAUGCAAUGCUAAAAACACCACGAAAACAAGUUUCUGAUUUAUUUUCUAAUUUAUAUUUAUUUCUCUGUUUAAUUGUUCAUGAGACAAAUGGACAGCGAAGCUAAAAAUCCAUGCAUUAUUGAAGUUUGUACGAAACAAUAAAGUAAGGGAUUCAAGUACUUGAUUCUCAAUUAUGGGGGGACUAGUUUCUUUUUUUGACUAAAAGAAAGAAGUAGGUUUUACUUAACUUUCAAUGUUUUCCCAAUCUGGGCCCCAUUUGUCAUCAUUCAUCAUCAUUCUCAUCAUUUAUUUCUAUUUUCUAUACUUACAGAAUAGAAAGUCGAAAUUUUAAUUUUAUUUAUUUAUGAGAUAAUGAUCUAAAGUAUCUGGCUGCAUAUCGGUUUAACCUUAGCUAAAUAUAAGUGUGCCCAGUCAGUAAACUAAAUAUUGUAUAAUACCUAGGCAAUAAGCGAUGAGAGGCAGUAAUAAGUACCGUAAUUUAGUUCUUAAUAAAAAAUCCGCAGUUGAGUCCCGGUAAAGGUUACUUUGGGUUUGGUUAUAAUGAAUUCAUUGGCAUUUGGUGAGACUUUAGUAGCUAGUUACCACAUAACUUAGCGAUUGAGUGGGACGACGGGCCUCGUAGCGACUGAUUAGGGAUUUGGGAUUAUUUUAAACUGCAUUGUCAUUACAAAAAAAGCGACUUUCAAAAAAAGUCGUGAAUGUAGAUUGUGUACGUCCGAAUAAGUGAUACUUCCUAUAUGCACGUUUUAGUAGAAUGCGCGACACGAAAGUUGGAAAGCGUAAUUGUUCAGAUAUCUUACAAUCAAGUAUAGCGCUUUGCCAACUUUAGUGACGCGGUUGUAGGCAUGUUAUUUCUACUGUCAACAAUUGCGUUUUGUUAUUUAGUAUUUUUAUUUUACUUUGUUCCUAAAUAUAUUUAAUCAAGUGAGAAUUUCAUAGUUUUUAAAAAUGAAAUCAAUACCAAUUUGGCCUUAUUUAUUGUAACUGGGAUACCUACUUAUAGGGAAAUCAAAAAGAUCAAUGAUAAAGAAAAUAUUUAAAGUUUUACAGACAUUUUUGAUUCAUGUGUAAUACUUUUGUUUUACUUUUAGGUGUAUCUAAAUUGAAAUGAAAUAAAAAUCUGUGUUUAUGUGA
Messenger RNA from Pararge aegeria (speckled wood butterfly), 3223 nucleotides. Its product is annotated as beta-1,4-N-acetylgalactosaminyltransferase bre-4-like. Gene Ontology annotation, molecular function: N-acetyl-beta-glucosaminyl-derivative 4-beta-N-acetylgalactosaminyltransferase activity. Gene Ontology annotation, biological process: carbohydrate metabolic process; glycosphingolipid biosynthetic process. Bases 352 to 1326 code for a protein of 324 amino acids. The transcript is spliced from 4 exons. The record is from RefSeq and is a predicted model, not a curated record. NCBI's taxonomy places the organism in Eukaryota, Metazoa, Arthropoda, Insecta, Lepidoptera, Nymphalidae.